Messenger RNA from Cottoperca gobio, 5149 nucleotides. It is a transcript of the gene cntn3a.1, whose product is annotated as contactin 3a, tandem duplicate 1. Gene Ontology annotation, cellular component: plasma membrane; axon. Gene Ontology annotation, biological process: axon guidance; cell-cell adhesion; brain development. Lineage: Eukaryota; Metazoa; Chordata; Actinopteri; Perciformes; Bovichtidae. The transcript has 23 exons. The record is from RefSeq and is a predicted model, not a curated record. Gene Ontology annotation, molecular function: cell-cell adhesion mediator activity. The coding region runs from base 668 to 3757 and encodes 1029 amino acids.
GUUAACAAAAAAAGAAAAGAAAAGAAACAGAAACACCUACUGUACCCACCUCCGAUGUGAUGCCCCAUGUGCCACUGCCGCCGCGCGCGCAGGCAGCCACAGUCCUGUCAUCCUGUGGACUCUCCCGGACGCUCAGACUGAACACCGCCGUGUGAACACUUUCUGCUCCUAAAUUGAAUUCAUACAGCGACAUUUUAAAAAAACAUAUUAAUUUUGUUAGACGCCACGGCUGCGGGUUUAGUUGGUACCAGCCUGACGGCGGUGCGAGGAGACUUGCCGGGUCGCUUUAUAUGAAUGUGCCGGGGACUGGAGUGUGGAUAGCGGAGGACCGGGCUCUGAAAACACCGAAGGCACAUAAAGGUGGAAAGAGUGGACGGCAGUAUUUAGGGUAGCCUGUUACCCGAAAAGGCGAGAGCAGAGUUUUGGGCCAUUUCUACGAGAGCAACAUCCGCACUUUGAAGUGACGAACUUCACUGUCGCCGUCGAUGCUGGGCGCUGCUGGGCUGAAGGAGUGAGGAGAUGCUUGGUGUAACAUGGAUAUCCGAGAAGGGAUAAACAUCAGCAGACACCGCAGGGGACAUACUCAGAGAAACGGUGAAGAGGAAGAGGCCAGGAUUCUACUCACCUGUGAUUUGAUGUGAGCUUGUAUUAACCUGAGACUUUUAAAAUGGAGUUGCUAUGGAAACGUCUACUUCUGCUGUCAUUGGUGGAGUGUCUGGCAGGAAGCGGAGUCCUGCUGAGGCCUAUGUUCACCAAACAACCCGGCAGUGUGGUGUUUCCCCUUCAACCUGGCGAGAAUCGCAGAGAGGUGGUGUUUAGCUGUGAGGCCCAGGAACACCCACCGCCCUUCUACAGGUGGACGCUCAAUGACUCUUUCAUCCUGCCCAGACCAGGGUCACGUUACUCUCUCAUGGGAGGAAACUUACACAUCAGCCAUCUGAAUAAAGAGGAAGAUGUUGGCAUCUAUCAGUGCCUGGCGUCCAACUCUUUUGGCACCAUCGUCAGCAGAGAGGCCAGUCUGCACAUUGCAUACUUGGAGAACUUCAAGACCCAGAGAAGAAGUCCAGUGAGGGUCCGUGAAGGUCAAGGAGUGGUCCUACUGUGUGGCCCACCACUGCACUCCGGAGAACUUACCUUCACGUGGAUCUUCAAUGAGUACCCAUCGUUCGUCAUCCAGGACACGCGACGGUUUGUGUCCCAGAAGACAGGCAACCUCUACAUCGCCAAAGUCGACCCCUCUGAUGUGGGCAACUACACUUGUGUAGUUACCAACACGGUCACCAAAAGCAGUGUUCAAGGACCUCUAACUCCUCUGGUGCUGCGGCUCGAUGGUGUGAUGGGCGAAUAUGAGCCAAAGAUUGAAGUGCAGUUCCCUGAAGUCGUCCCUGUUGCUAAGAGCUCAACUGUCAAACUGGAAUGUUUUGCACUUGGAAACCCAGUGCCAACCAUCAGCUGGAGAAGAGUGGAUGGAGCCUCUUUUGGCAGGAAGGUGGACAUAAAUAAAGCCAGCGGCGUUUUAGAAAUCCCUUACUUCCAGCAGGAGGAUGCAGGAGUAUACGAAUGUGUGGCUGAAAACACCAGAGGAAGAAACUCGGCUAAAGGAAAGCUGUCUUUCUAUGCUGCACCUCACUUGACUGAGAAGCCUGAAGACGUUCAGAAGACCAUUGAUGAUACUCUGGUGUGGGAGUGCAAAGCCAGCGCCAAGCCCAAACCCUCAUACCGCUGGCUGAAGAACGGAGAGCCUCUGGACCCCAUGGAGCACGAUCGGGUCCAGGCGAAUAAUGGAGUGCUGACGAUCAGUAGCUUGAAUCUGGCUGACAUCGGCAUGUACCAGUGUGUGGCAGAGAACAAGCAUGGCCGAAUCUUCACCAACGCUGAGCUCCGAGUCAUAGCCAUCGCUCCAGACUUCUCCCAGAACUUGCUGAAGGCCCAAACUUUGGCCCGACAGGGUGGCGACAUUCUGAUCGAAUGCAAGCCCAGGAUGUCUCCUCGGGGUGUCAUUUCGUGGAGGAAGGGGAAGGAAGCCCUGAGAGAGAGCCACAGAGUGACUGUGUUGGAUAAUGGCAGCCUACGGAUUUCCAAUGUUACUAAGAUGGAUGCUGGACUCUAUACGUGUGUCGCCAGAAACCAGUUUGGAGUAGCGAGCAGCGCUGGCAGUCUUUUGGUUAAAGAGCCAACUGUGAUCACUAGUCCAGCAGGACAUCUGGACGUGACCGUGGGGGAGAGCAUUGUGCUGCCCUGCCAGGUGUCUCAUGACCCCACGCUGGACCUCAAGUUUACCUGGUUCUUCAACGAGCAGCUGAUCCACUUUGGAAGCCACUGGGCAUUUUUUGAAAAAGUUGGUGGGCGCUCGGCUGGUGAUAUCAUGAUCCGGAACAUUCAACUGAGGCAUGCUGGGAAAUACACAUGUGCCGUUCAGACCAAGGUGGACAGUGUGUCUAUUGCCACUGAUGUGGUAGUGAGAGGUCCCCCAGGACCCCCUGUGAACUGUCAGGUGACAGAGAUGACGGAGACCACUGCCUCCCUGUCCUGGGGACCCGGGAUGGACAACCACAGCCCCAUCUUCAGCUACACCAUCCAGGCCAGGACGCCCUUCUCUCUCGGGUGGCAAGCCGUAACCACCGUUCCUGAGCUGCUCGGGGGGAAGCAGCUGUCAUCCACUGUCAUUGAAUUGAGUCCCUGGGUGGAGUACGAGUUCAGAGUCCUGGCAGCCAACAACAUAGGAACAGGAGAGCCCAGCAAACCCUCCAAAAAGUCCCGCACCAAAGAAAUGCUUCCCAGGGUGACUCCUGGCAGCGUGAACGGCGGUGGUGGAGGACGUUCAGAGCUGGUCAUCACUUGGGAGCCUGUUCCUGAGGAGCUUCAGAGCGGUCCUGGCUUUGGCUACGUGGUGGCUUUCCGCCCACUCGGGGCUCAGGGCUGGAUGCAGGCGGCUGUCACAUCUCCUGACGCCUCGAGAUAUGUCUUCAAGAAUGAGAGCAUCCCUCCCUUCUCCCCUUACCAAGUCAAAGUCGGGGUUUACAACAAUAAGGGAGAAGGCCCUUUUAGUCCAGUCACCACCAUUUACUCAGCGGAGGAAGAGCCCAGCAGAGCUCCGGGGAGGCUGAAGGCGAAGAGUGUAUCAGCGUCCGAGGUAGAGGUCACCUGGAAGCCGCUGGCCUGGAGCAACAACCGUAGACGCAUCCUGGGCUACGAGUUGCAGUACUGGAGUGAGAGGAAGAAGCAGGACACAGCCAGUGUGAUCAGAACAGUGGGGAAUAAAACGUCAGUACUCAUCAGAGAUCUGGAGGGCAGGAGUACCUAUUACAUAUCCCUGCGGGCUUAUAACAGCGCUGGAGUGGGUCCACAGAGCAUCAUAGUCAAUGUCACAACCAAGAAACCACCACCCAGUCAGGCCCCGGUCAAAAUCAUGUGGAACACUUCCAACUCCAAGGUCAUCCUGAGGUGGGACCAAGUACACGCUCUGGAGAAUGAGUCAGAAGUCACAGGAUAUAAGGUGAUGUACAGCCAGGACAAACACAGCCAUCCAAGUGUGGUGGAGACCAACACCACCUCCUUGGAGUUGUCGCUGCCAGUCAACCAGGACUACGUUAUCCAGAUUAAACCCUUCAGCGAGGGAGGGGAAGGCAGCAGCAGCCGUCAGAUUACCAUCCCCAAGAUAGCAGGCUCCAUAGCCACAGGAGCAGCUCCAGAGUCGUCUGCGUUUCCCUUGGUCAACCUUGCAGCGUUAAUCAUCACAGCCAGGACUGUACUAUGACAAACAUCUGCAUCAACCAGGCUCCACAGCUGCUUGUUAAGAGGAGAAACAGCAGGUCAGAGACAGCAAGAGACUGACGGCUGCAUUUCCACCUUGCUCCCUUCCCUUCCCUAUCCUACUGUGUUUUUUCCUCUUUCUGCAAAAAUCUCUUUGUGAGGAAGUAGCUUUUCCACCACCUUUCUAAUGGAGUUAUUGAAAAGAAGUGGCUCAUUCAGAAAUCGCUUUUAUGGAAGUGAAAGGACACCGUGACUCGACGGCAGUCUGCUUGAAUGAUGUUUCUUUCUUUGCUCUUUUCUAACCAGUGGACAUUCUCAUAUGGUUUUAACCUUGGAGGCAGUGGUGUGUGAUGCACAAUAGUGUAUGUUUUUCUCUGUGGGGCUUUGCAGGUUCUGUUAAACGGAUAUUGUGUGUACCUCUGGACUUUUUCAUGGAUGCUGGGAUUUUAUCUUAACUGGGGAUGGAGGAGACCUUACACAGCUCAUAUUUAUGUGAGUGAAGUUGUAUUUAAGCUCGGUUUAAGACGAGAAAUGGGUGAAGUCUUUUCCCUCCACUCUUUGAACUGUCUUUUGGGAAACGUCCUGCACUGUCUAAGAAGGAAAACCAAUUGUUACAAAUCCCUGCCAAAAACAGGGAGCUAAGCCUCAUUGCUUUAUGACAAACCAGAUUUUGGGACCUUUGUAACUCUGCCUGGAUUUUAUUCAUGCUUUUACGUUACAUCGAAACCUCAGAGUUGCCAUGAAACUGACAGUAACCAAAGGUAUUGAGCCAACAAGGUUCAGUUCCACCUGUUGUAUCAUUGUGCGAUAACGCAGCGUGUACACCCCAAUAUGGCUUCCGUUGUAAACAGCAGACUUAUGUUGAUUAAUUGAUGUCUUACCUUUCUCUCACAUCCAUGAUAAGCGUGUAACAGAGGUACGCUGAGCAGUGUGAGCCGCAUUGUUGUACACUGUAUGUAUGAAAUCCUCAGGUCCCAAAUGAGCCUUAAGUCUUAUGAUUAGUAUCCAUGUUGUUAUUAUUCAAGAGAGUUUUAUUUAUUUGUCUUCCUCUGUUUAUCCGCAUUGUAUCUUGGCUCACUCGUGCUAUAAUUUAUGAAUAACUGACCUUGCUGUACGCUACGUUGAGAUUUUUCACUUUUGUUACUUUUCAGAUCAUAUUUUUGGGUGUUUUGGGUUCAGAAAAAACAUGCCUUUCUCCUAUGUCUUUCAUGAUGAGCAUUGUAAUACAGUACAAGUGGCAGUGAUUACUGACUUUUCUAACAUAGCUUAUUACAAAGUAGGGGAUGGUAUUUUACUGUCAGCUGCUUUUUGGCAUGAGAUUGGUCAGUGUACAUACCUACGUUGCUUAGGAUGUCUGAAUGGAUCAACCUGCUUUUAAUAAACAUAAUGCCAUUUU